Messenger RNA from Aspergillus luchuensis, 2385 nucleotides. RefSeq lists its product as uncharacterized. The coding region runs from base 1 to 2385 and encodes 794 amino acids. Lineage: Eukaryota; Fungi; Ascomycota; Eurotiomycetes; Eurotiales; Aspergillaceae. The record is from RefSeq and is a predicted model, not a curated record. Gene Ontology annotation, biological process: intra-Golgi vesicle-mediated transport. The transcript has 3 exons. Gene Ontology annotation, cellular component: Golgi apparatus; COG complex.
AUGGCGUCCGAUGGUCCGGAUCCGCAGUCAUUGAAAUCCUGGCAAGAUGCAUUUCACUACCCAAUUCCUACUGUGCGCCGCGUGGAGCAGGAGCUGCGCCGGGACAUCGCAAGCAAUAAGGAGAAGCUCAGGGCUCUUGUCGGUACGAGAUACCGAGAACUCAUUGGCACUGCCGAGACGAUUGUGUCGAUGAAUCGCGAAAUGGAGGAUGUGGAUUCGACGCUGGCCGACAUAGGACGAAGAUGCAAUCCACGCCUGAUGGAGAAGAUGUACACACAUUACAACCAGAUAAAGGAGGAUAGCCAUGAUGAAGAUGCCGCGAAACGAGCGCUCGGAGGGCAACUGGCUUUACUUCAUCGCUGCGCAUCGUCAAUCUCUAAGCUCCUGCGUCGACGCGGCUCCGUCUUGCUUGUGGCCAAGCUAAUGGUCAUCUCUCGUCUUUUACACAAGACUCUCUCCCAGCAGGCGACGGUGCCACCAUUUGUAGAGGACCUACGCAAUCAAUUAGCAUCCCUCCAAAGAAGUCUCUUGAGGAGGCUUGGAAAGCGGCUCGCGUCUGCUAAAUACACGGCUGACGAGAUCAUUGAGGCUUUGGCAGCAUACUGUCUUACAACUAGCUCUUCAUCGGAUGACGCCAUCCGCUACUUUCACCGGGUUCGCUUAGAUGGCAUUGGAAGCCAGCUGGAGCUUGUCGACCCGUCAGGCGAGAAUGUUCUGAGCAGCUUACGGCUAUAUGUUCGGACACUCCAGACUUCUAAGAUCCUGCUAUCUCGCCGAUUGUCAGAUGUCCUGAGCAAGCUGAAAGCACGGCCUCUGCUGACAGACCCUGAAGUGCGGAGUUUGGACGACCUAGACCUCGGUGUUCUGGGACGCUGGGUUGCUGCAGAUGUUAACAACUUCACACCAUGGAUCAAGCUCAGUGAGCUAUCAAAGUCGGACGCCGAGAAGACGAUUAAGCAAUGGUCGAAACCGGCUUUCGACAAGUUCCUAAUUGGAUGCCGGGGCACCCUUACUAAAUGGCUAGACUUCUCGAAGCUUCUCUCAUUACGCAAGCAGACACUGGAGCUCUGGCUAUCUUCCCGAAGCUCGACACCCACCCAUUCAUCGUUACAAGUUCUGGAAGGAAUUAGGUCAGUCUUCAAUGAUCGACUUAGGGGUAUUCUGUCAGAACAAGCCAAGACAUUGGACCUAUUUGGUCAAGGUGUCGCCUCUGCGGUGUCGAAUUGGGGCGACAGAACCCACACGGCUUCGCAGUCACUUUGGGCCGAGGACAUGAUUUCCCAUGAUUAUUCCAAUGGCUCUACUGCAUUCAAGCAAGCUGUCACGGACAGACUCCUGGGGCGUGAUGAUGACGUAUCCGCUGUCCUGGAGAAAUACCAGGGAUGGUUGUCUGCCAUCGAAGAGUCCAGGGAGUCUAUCGACGGCCUACGGCAAGUACGUUGGUCCGACGUCCUGGAUGAAGGUGAGGACGAGGAUCUUGAUAUCGACGUCUCUGCCAUGCUGAACGACGAUGAUCCACGACUGCUCCGUGAAGCCCUUCAGGUGGCAAUUGGAGAAGCAUUCAAUACACUCCAAAGUUCGCUCAGCACAACCUUUAAAAUGCUCGAAGAGCAGGGACAAAGCGGUGAGGCCGCUUUUAUGCUGAAGACUAUCCGACUGGCUCGAAGAGAUCUGCCUGUCCAGUUCAUUGCGAGCGAUUAUGCACUGUCCCAAAGUAUCGUGCCGGAUUUGCAGAGAAUCCUUGCGACAGACAUAGUCAGCCGCACAGGCCCCUGGAAGUCUCCGGCUACUUCGAAAUCGAAGUCUGGUAAAGUGCCAGGUCGUACACUUUGGGAGGGUGAUCCUCAAAUUCCUGUCCAGCCGACACCAUCGACGUUCAAAUUCCUGCGUAAACUUGUGCGAUCUAUGGAUCACUACGGCGCUGGACUUUGGGAUGUCUCCACGACGCAGACGCUAAAAUCUGCCAUGAUCAAGGGACUCUCGGAGUCUGUCACAUCCUCAAUUGAGAAGCUCAACUCACCUGCCGAGAUAGAGGGCAGCAAGAAGCCUGCCUCGCCUGAUGGCGAAGAGGCAGAACCGACGCAGAACGGCGAGAAUGGCGAGAAUGGCGACCCGGCGAAACCAAAGUCCGAAAGUACCAAAUCUGACGAUGCCGAUGAUAUCAAGGACCGGAGGAUCCAGCUUUAUUUCGACACCGUAUACCUGACUGAUGCAUUAGCGAUUCGAGACUCUGAACGCAGCCAAUUGGCAGAAGUGUUGGAUACACUUCGCAGCAGCCUCGACUUGCCUGAGAAGGCAAUGAAGAAGCUAGAGAACGCUGCGCACGAGUACUGGAAACGGACCCAGCUAUUAUUCGGGCUCUUGACUGUGGGAGCUGAGCACUAA